Messenger RNA from Bactrocera dorsalis (oriental fruit fly), 7923 nucleotides. RefSeq lists its product as uncharacterized. Bases 3072 to 4622 code for a protein of 516 amino acids. NCBI's taxonomy places the organism in Eukaryota, Metazoa, Arthropoda, Insecta, Diptera, Tephritidae. The transcript is spliced from 2 exons. The record is from RefSeq and is a predicted model, not a curated record.
UACACCCAAAGUGUAUUCAACAAAGUGAACUAAGUAUAUGACAUUUAAUUUUUCUUUACGCUUAUUUGACGUGAAUGUUGUCAUUGACUUAACCCUUACAUUUAUUCAAAAAUUCAUAUUCGGAAAUUCAACAGUAAGCAAAUUUCAAAACGAAAAGCAAUAUUUUUUUAAAUAACUGAAUAAAAUGCCGAAUACUUGUUGCCUAUGCAAAACAACUCAUGGAAGCAACUUACCAAUGUUUUGUGCUCCAACUGACAAAUCGCAUAAACAUCUGUAUACAGUUUCUAAUAGUUUGGCGGGGUACUGGUUACGACGUAUAUACUCUUACAUAUAUAGUUACAAUAAAAUUUGUGAAUAAUGUUGCAUUUAUACACGUAUGUAAUUGUUUGAAAAAUAAAUAUGAAUUCAUUAUAACGUUGAGAAGAAAUAAAUUGGUUGUCUCUAUUUCUAUUACGUUUAUAUUUAUCAUAUAUAUGUAUGUAUGUAAAGCAAGUGGCUUCAUAUUGUUCAAGAUCAAAAAAAAACACACGGGUUAAUAUAAACAAAUACAUGAAUUGUUUACUAUUUUAUUGUCAAAUAAGCGUAAGUCAAAUACUUAGUUCACUUUGUUGAAUACACUUUGCGUACACCUAUGUGUACACCAAAAUACGACAUUCUAGGUACUUAAAAUUUUAGCCUAUGCCAAGCUCCAUACAAAAAAGUUCGAAGUCUUUUGAAAAAAACGAAUAAUAACUCAAUUAUUUUUGCAUAAAAAACCUAAUGUACGAUUUAAAUCUGUUUAAAGUUGUUUGAUUUGUAAAUUUUAUUGUAUUUAUCUAUUUUUAGAAAUUAUUGGACCUAAAGGUUUAAUUUGUUGCAGAUUUUAUUGAUAUACAAAAAUUGAUUAGUACAAAAUGUCUGAAAACGUUGAAAAAAAAAGAAACCAUCUGGGUCAGAAUAUAGAAAACGGAAAGCAGAACAAGAGAAGGAAUUUCAGAGAACAAAAAAGUUCAUGAAUAUAGAUAAAUAUAUUACAACAAAAAAUGAAGACCUGAAUAUGCCAUCUACAUCUGGAAUACAAAUUAAUGUAUCGGUAGCGCAGCCUCUAUCUGACAAGUCAAAUCAGAUAACUGAAGAUUGUGUUGAAGAGAUUGUGGACAAAGUUUCCCAAAGUGAGAUGAUAAGCUGUGGUACUAUUACAAAUGCUGCUCCGGAUGACUUCAUUGGUGAUGUACAACCAAUACAAAUUCUAGAUGACGUUAGAACUGUUAUCGCCAAUAUAUCGGAUCCUGCUUCUUGGCCAGUCACUCGAAAUGGCAAAAUCAUUGAUCAUAUAAUUACUAGUGACCCAAUGCAAACUCAUAUUGAUAAUUAUCCGAAGAAUGAUACAGGCCGACAUUUCUCUAAUUCCCAUUUCACAAAAAAUCUUGCAAACAAUGAAACAAUUCAGCGCCGUUGGUUAAAUUACUCCAUUUCUAAGGAUCGAGUUUAUUGUUUUUGUUGUAGACUAUUUGAUAGUAGCUCAACGUUGAACUUAGUAACUGAAGGAUACAACUACUGGAAACACUUGUCUGAAAUGUUAAAAAUUCAUGAAAAUAGCACUUUUCAUAAGAAGUUUUACCUUUCGUGGAUUGAUGCUGAACUACGAUUAAAAAUAGGAAAAACAAUAGACAGCCAAGAGCAACACUUGAUUAGAAAGGAAACUACAAGAUGGAAUAAUGUUUUAUCUAGAUUGAUGCAUAUCACACUUUAUUUAGCCGAAAACAAUAUGGCGUUCUGAGGUACUUCCUACAAACUAUAUACGCCAAACGCCAAAUAACGGAAAGUUCUUAGGCUUAGUACAACUACUAGCCAAAUUUGAUCCAGUCAUGCAGGAGCAUUUGCGAUUAGCUAUGAAGGAUGAUAUUUCAGACCACUACUGUGGAAAAGACAUUCAAAAUGAAUUAAUAGAGCUGAUGGGUGAAAAAGUGAAGUAAAAUCAUAUUACACACAAGUAAUCAAAAUAUUAUUCUAUUAUAGCUGACUGUACUCCUGACAUUAGUCAUGUAAAACAACUUUCGCUGACAUUAUGAUUUGUUGAUUUAUCAGACGAUAAUGAAAAAAAAUAAAUAAAAGAGCAUUUCUUGGAAUUUAUACCUAUCAAUAAGUCAACUGGUGAAAGACUGACUGAAGUUAUUAUUAAUGUUUUAAAUAAAUACGGACUAGAAUUGAACGAUUGCAGGGGUCAGGGUUAUGACAACGGGGCGAAUAUGAAAGAAAAAAAUAUUGGGGUUCAAAGGAGAAUUCUCGACAUAAACCCCUUAGCUGUUUAUGUGCCGUGUGGCUGUCAUAGCUACAAUCUAGUACUAUGCGAUGCCGCUAAGUCAUCCGUAGGAUCAGUCACUUUGUUUGAGGUACUUCAGAGGUUCUUCACAUUGCACUAUAGGUCAAAUGAACGGUUUUUGAGGCAAAAAAUCAAUUUUUGAAGUGUACUAUUUCAUAAAAAGGAUAAUGGCAUUUUGUAAUAAACAUUCUGAAAUACCCAAAAAAAAAAAAAAUUAGAGUCAGGUGGCAACCCAUGUCUUAAAGCCAAGCUGUCAAAGUUGUAGUUUUUUUUGGUUCGUUUUGUUUUCUUACAUUCACCUUUAUAGUGCCUAACAUUUAAUCCAUUGUUUAACAAAAUAUUAUAAUUGUAUACAAUUUUUAUAAAAUGGAAAUUAUUAAUUCAGGUAUGUAAAAAAAAAUGUUAUUAAUAAGUUUCAUAAAAAUGUUGUUGUUGUAAAUUUUUUGUUGCAUCAAAGUGUGUCGUAUUUACUGUGGAGUUUUGGUUAUUGACCUGAUGUUUCUUGGAGUAGUACUUUGUUUAUUGGCACGUAUUUGUUGAACAAUAUAUAUGUGGAGAAAGGUAAUGAUGUGUACUUUCAUGUGGUUGUAAUUUCAACUGCAGCCAACUGCAGCCCAACUGCUCUAAAUUAUUUAUAUUUUCCUUUUAAGAUUCCGUAAAAAUAAAAAAUACGGAUAUAGUUAAAUUUUGGUUAGAUAAUAACCGAAAUGCUACGAUUGUUGUCAACUGGAUUUUCAAGAAAUUUAAUAGAAGUGUGGAUGACGAAUGUAUGGCAUCAAUCAAAAAGAAAAUUAACAAUUUUUGUGCAACUGCUACCCAAAAGUGGAACAAGAACCAAAGAUGUGCGAAGAGAUUUGAGAACAACGAAAGUUUAUGGCUAUCAAAUGUAACUGAAUUUAAAAUUUCUGAGAGUGAUAUCGCAAACAAAAGAGGCCGCCCUCAUGUUGGAUACAGCGAGGGAAGUGCGAGGCAAAAACGAAAACUUGCUUCCGAAGUAUCGUCCGUACAGGGUCACGAUACCAAAUUAUUGGUCCAUGCUGCUUCAAUAUCAACUUAUGCAUCAAAAGCAAAUGAUUUAAACUUUGUUUUAAAGGAAGCAGCUUCAUCUCCAUCUAGGGCUACAAAAAUGAGAAAAACUUUAACCUCCAAUGACAAAAAACCUUUACCACUAUCCCCCGAGGAAGCAUUACUAUUUUUGAUAGAAAAUAAUUUAACAAAGCAACAGUACAUAAACAUUCGGGCAAUGAGCAAGUCACGAAACUGUGAUAUUUAUCCACAUUACCAAAAAAUUCAAGAGUGCAAACUGCAAUGCCGACCUGAUGGACUAUCGGUAACGGAAUCAUCAGCACAAAUUCCUCUGCAGAGCUUGGUUAACCAUACAGCAACAAGAAUUUUGUCAUACCAAGAAGAAGUUUUGAUGCAAAUAGAAGAGUUGAAUGAUGUCAGAUUGGUUUUAAGUUAUGGCUUCGACGGUUCCACAGGACAAAGUUCUUUAAAACAAAUAUUCAGCAGCAAUACCCCAGAAAGUUUAGAUAACUCGCUAUUUGUGACAUCAAUUAUACCACUAAAAUUAAUCACGUCGCAUCAUGAAACCGUUUGGAUUAAUCGUACACCUCAAUCUGUUCGUUUUUGCCGACCACUUAAAAUUGAAUUUAUUAAGGAAACGAAGGAACAUAUUUUGAAAGAAAAAAACAAUCUGGAUAUGCAAAUAAAAAACCUUGAGCCCUUAGAAUAUUUUUUAAAUGGUAGAAAAAUAUCAGUAAAAUAUGAAUUUAUAAUGACUUUAAUUGAUGGAAAAGUUUUGAACGUACUUACGGAAACAAAGUCUUCUCAGUCGUGCCCAAUAUGUAGUGGAAAUCCGAAGCAGUUUUUGUCAAUAAAAGAUUUAAGCUCAUUAGUGUUUCAGCCAAAACCAAAUUCAUUAAAAUAUGGCAUAAGCCCAUUACACGCUUGGAUUCGAUGCCUAGAAUUUGUUCUGAAUCUUUCAUAUAGACUUCAUAUUAAAAAAUGGCAAAUUCGAAAUGCUGAGGACAAAUUACUAAUGCAACAAAGAAAAAGUGAAAUUCAACAACAAUUCUGGGAGAAAAUGGGUCUUCAUGUCCAUAAACCGAAAAGUAAUGGAAGUGGAUCAACAAACGACGGCAAUACUACGCGAAAAGCAUUUUCAAAUCUAGAAUUAUUUGCUUCAAUAACAAACGUUAACAUCGAGUUUUUAAAACAUUUACAAGUCAUACUAAUUGCAAUUUCUUGUAAUUUUGAGUUAAGUGUCGAAAACUUGAAGAGUUUUUGUUAUAGAACUGCCGAAAUAUAUUUUGAAUAAUAUUAUGAAUGGUACCCAAUAUCAGCUACGUUACAUAAAAUUUUAGCACAUUCUUCGCAAAUAGUACAAGCCUCAAUCGUGCCUCUUGGAUGCGCUGGAGAAAGUGCUUCUGAGGCGAGAAAUAAAUUUUAUAAAAAGGAUCGCAUUGAGCAUGCACGAGAAGACUCUAGAGAACACAAUAUAUCUGAUGUUUUUAACAGAGCCAUGGAUUCUUCUGACCCAUUCUUAUCCAGUAUAUGCCUAAAGAACCGUCAUUCAGCAAAAAAAAAUUGCAACUUCCAAGAGAAGUUAUUUCUCUUUUAAAGAUUCUAGAUGUUCCUGAAUAUCAAUUGCCGACUACGUCAAAUGCUAUCGCAAAUGAAAAUUUUCCUGAUUUCGAAUGGGAGGCAGAGGAUCUAUCUCUUUUUAAUAUAGAGUUAGAAGUUGAUGAAACAGGGGACAAUUUUGAAUGGAAUUAAAUCUUGAUGGCAUUGGAAGCACAAAUUAACUUGUAAGCCGAUCACUAGCAAAAGAAGACUUAUUUAAUUUCAUCGUUUUAUGUUAAUAAUUUUAUUAGUAAAUAAAUGUUAUUUCUAGCAGAAUGCUCCAUUAUCCAAGGACCGUGUUUUCUAUUAAUUCUCCCACCGCUAAGCUUACUUUUCCGGUCAAUGCAAGUGGGCAUUAUAAUAAUUUUAACGUGGUAAACAAUAUAGUUACUAGAAGUGGGCGUGAUUAGGGCGGAUCGACUUGAGAUUUUUAUCGAAGAGUAAGAUGCCCAUCGUAGUCACCUGUUCCAAAUUUUGAAGCUCUAGCUGCUUCCUGUGAUUUCUUGCCUCAAAAACCAUUCAUUUGACCCAUAGUGCAUUGUUUUCAGCUUCUGUUCAUUGAUGGAAAAUUCUAACCGAUCACUUGGGACUAUACAUAUACUAUAAAAAAGCUCAGCGACACACGUUGGUAAGAAAGUAUAAGUAGUGUUAAAGCAGCCCGUUAUCAAAUUAGUACUAUACAUAAUGCUUUGAUUACUUUGGCUCUUGGAACUCAGAAAACUGAUGUUCAAGUGUCUCAUGAGGCUACUACUCUGGCCGAACAGCUAAAAGAUUUCAUGUUCAUAGUCUCAUUGGUUGUUUGGUAUGACAUACUUUAUCAAAUAAAUACUGUAAGUAAAUCUCUACAGUCAACAGAUAUGGAUCUUGGUAAAUGUACAGAAAUGUUGAAAAAAUGCUGCAAUUCUUCGAAGACUACAGAAAUACAGGCUUUAAAGGCGCUAUUUUAACUGCGAAGGAGUUGGCCGAAGAACUAGAAAUUGAACCUAUAUUUCGAGCUACAACAAGAAUUCGACAUGUUAAGCGUCAAGCUAGUGAAAUUGCACGCAAUAACCCUAUAACUUCUCCAGAAAAAAAAAAUUGAGGUUGAAUUUUUAAACUGUCUUUUGGACACUACAUUAAUUUCAGUCUAUGAAAGGUUCGAACAGUUAAAUGAGUACACGGAAUCUUGGUCUUUUUUGUACAAUAUUAAACAGAUUACAGAAAAAACCCGACCUUGUCAAGCUCUGUAGUGAUCUCCAAUUAAAAUUAACUGUAGACUCUAAAUGAACUUGUAAGUCUGAUUUCCUUUUCAUCAAAGAUUGCAACUUACAAGAACUGUAUCUAAAUGUAUGGAUAGCAUUGCGAAUAUUAUUAACUAUACCUGUAACGGUUGCUAGUGGGGAGCAGAGCUUUUCAAAGCUGAAGCUGAUAAAAACCUAUCUUCGAUCAACAAUUUCUCAAUCUAGAUUGACAAACUUAGCAACUUUGUCAAUUGAAAACGAAAUUGCUGAAAACAUCGACUUUGACAACCUUAUAAAAGAGUUCGCUGAUAGAAAGGGCAGAAAAGUAAAAUUUUAUUAGUGUUUUUGUAAUAAAUGGUUAUUUUUUAUAAUAAAUAAUUAUUUCUUUUAAUAAACGGUUAUUUCAAUAAAUAUUUUCCCUUUUUUCGAAUGGGUUUAAUUGCAGUUGGAGGGCGCCGUAGAAAUGUCGCCCAGGGCGCUGGUAGUGUUAAACCCGGCACUGAUUAUAAUCUCUCCAAGCGAGCAAAUAUUUUGAGGUAACAAAGCUUAACAUUAAAUCAAAAAUGUUGCACAUAACUCCAAGAUUGUUAUCUUGUGAACAUACAUAUAUUAAAGGUCAUAGUUUGUCUAUUCCUAUUCCUUUUAUUACUGUAUUUUGUUUCAUGUCAACGAUAUUCAUACAAAAAUCAAUCUAAUUAACUAAAUAAUAAUACGUUACAUAAACUAAACUAACGGGACUUAUUUUUAUAUAUUGGGUAUCCGGGAAAAAAAUCAAUCAAUGUACCGGAAAUCAUAAAUUAGGAAUAUGGGGCUUAUAUCUAUUUCUAUCAUAUUCAGGAUUAAACCGAAAUAUCAUAAACAUAUCCACUUCCUUUCAUUAAAAUAAAACAGAUAUUAAUCAAAAGAAUUACACGAACGUAAAUUAGGCGAAUGCGGUGGUUGCGGCACGAGAUUAGUUGAAAAUCUGGCGAAAUGACCACGAAUAACCAAUGCAGUAUGAAAUGGUGCAUAAGAAUUCACUUUUAGAGCCUCACAAAACGACGCGUAUCUCAAAUACUAAUGAAUAUUUUGACGAGAAAUUUACAGAAAAGAAAAUUGUCGAUUCGAAAAACACGCGAAGUAUAAAUUAAAAAUUCUAUUUGAUCGCGCUAAAUUUUAAUGCACUGCAAUUUCAAAAUAUGAACAGCACAUAGAUUUUCAACUUAAACAACAAAAACUAAAUUAAAGAAACAAUUCCGGUCCAGGGAGAUGAUAUAUAAUCACAAUUUCUUCCAUUAGACAUAUUUAAAAUUAAAAGUGGCUCAGUUAUGUCACAGUCUUACCACAUUAUAAUCUAAUCUAAUCUUUGGCAUCGAGUUAAUAUUACGGAUGUUCCAAACUAUAAAUCCUAAUACUAGCGAAACUUCUACUCCAACAAUAUACCAAGAAGCCACGAUGCAAUACCAGAAUGUAAUAGAUGUACAAAUUGAAGUAAUAAAGGAAUUACCUAUUUUCCAAGGAAACAAAGAAGAAUAUACGAUAUGGAAGUCACAUGUAAUGAAAGUCAUGGAACCACUUCAAGUAUUCCAGAACACACCUCAAUUCUACCUUCAGAAGAAGAAUCACGGGGCAUGCAGAUAUGUUACUUGAAUACAACAACACAACUCUCAGCUUCUACAGUAUCAUGGAAGCUUUGGACGCACUAAAUCACGACCCAAACGCACUGUAUGAAAUACAAGAACACAUGAAGAACUUGGCACAACAACAGAAGACUUGGACACUUAUUUCCAAUACACA